AUGUUCAAGUCGUGCAACUGUCAGUCGUCGAUCGCAACACGUGUCGGCUUCGCCAUCAUCUUCUGUCUCGAUGCGCUCUUCGCCUGGCUGAGCUUGACGGGCUUCAUGAUGCACAAGAUAGAAGAGUGGUCGUACAACUACAUCAAGAUGGACUGCAAGGAUAAGGACCGCUGCUACGGCGUGCUCGCCGUCCACCGCAUUACCUUUGCGCUCUCGCUGUUCCACUUUAUCCUCGGUAUGAUGCUCAUCGGCGUCAAGGACACUCGAACCAAACGAGCAGCCAUCCAGAACGGCUGGUGGGGUCCCAAGGUGCUGCUGUGGCUGCUCUUGACUUUGCUCAUGUUCUUCAUCCCAAACGGCUUCUUCGUGUUCUGGGCUAACUACUUUUCGCUCAUCUUUGCCUCCAUCUUUAUCGUCGUCGGAUUGGUGCUGCUGGUCGACUUUGCGCAUUCAUGGUCCGAGACAUGCUUGGACAGGUGGGAGCAGACCGAGUCUGACUUCUGGAAGUUCACGCUGAUCGGAAGCACUCUCGGCAUGUAUGCGGCUGCAAUUGCGCUGACUGGAGUGCUUUACGGAUUCUUUGCGUCGAGCGGAUGCUCGCUCAACCAGUUCUUCAUCAGCCUCAACUUGGCGCUCAUCGUCGUCCUGACGGUGUUGUCCAUCAGUCCGCAGGUACAGGAAGCAAACCCGAGAAGCGGCCUUGCGCAGAGCAGUAUGGUAGCCGCCUACUGCACCUACCUGAUCGCAUCGGCGGUGAUGAACCGCGACAACGCCGAGUGCAACCCCAUCACCCGUGGCCGCGGCGGAAGUGCCAAGACCACCACGGUCGUCCUCGGCGCCGUGUUCACCUUCCUCGCCAUCGCCUACUCGACCUCUCGUGCAGCUACGCAGUCCACGACGCUUGUCGGCAAACGACGCGCCGCGCUCAACGAGAGUCGACCUCCCUCGGGAUACGGACCGCUGGCGACACGCGAGUCGCUCGACAACUCUGCGGGCGCAGUGGUGACGGAUCAACCCACCAAGAAGGAUUCGCUGCGCAUCCAGGCGCUGAUGGCGGCGGUGGAAGCGGGAGCCAUCCCAGCAUCGGCGUUGGACGAGGAGGAAGACGACGACGAGAUGGAAACGCGGUCCGAGAUGGGCGGAGAUGAGGACGACGACGAACGUCAGGGGACACGCUACAACUACAGCUUCUUCCACUUUGUGUUCGCCAUUGCUGCGUGCUACACGGCCAUGCUGUUGACCGACUGGCGGUUCGUACGUCUCGGUGGACCUUCGCCGGAUCCGAGCGAGGCGGGCGCGCCUAUCGCGUACAUCGGUCGCAGCACUACCGCCAUGUGGAUGCGCGUGGUGAGCAGCUGGCUCUGCAUCUGCAUCUACACGUGGAGUCUUGUUGCUCCUGUUCUGCGUAAGUAG
This is a messenger RNA of Pseudozyma hubeiensis SY62, 1413 nucleotides long. RefSeq lists its product as hypothetical. Gene Ontology annotation, cellular component: membrane. Lineage: Eukaryota; Fungi; Basidiomycota; Ustilaginomycetes; Ustilaginales; Ustilaginaceae. Bases 1 to 1413 code for a protein of 470 amino acids. The transcript has a single exon. The record is from RefSeq and is a predicted model, not a curated record.